AUGCCCGUCAAGCGGACUGGAGGCGAUACGGCAGCCGCCCCCAAGCGCACACGCUUUGCCGAGCCAGCGUCCGCGGCCGGGCCGUCGAAACGCGCGCUCUCCCCGGGCUCUGCAUCGAAUGAUGGGGUGGACGACGAAUUCCUCGAGGCCGACAUCACCGAGACAUCUCGCAAUGCCAAGAAGCGCGAGCGCGCGGCUUUGCGUGAUCAAGAUGGCUAUGGAUCGGACUCUUCCAACGACGAGGAGAGCGUGGUGCCGAGCCGCCGCCCCAAUGCGAAGGAGGAUGAUGAUGAGGACGUUGACAUGUUUGGAGACGACGACGCCGACGAGCCCAAGGACAAGGGCAAGGGGAAGGAAAAGAAGAAGGAUUUCAUGGACUUGGGCGACGUUGAGGGUCAGGAAGAUCUCGACCAGGGUGAGGCGAAGCGAUUCGCCCGCGCCGACGCUGAGGACUCGGACUCUGAGGUUGAAGAGCAAGGAACGGGCUUGGAUGGGCCCAUGGGCGUCGAGAUCACGCCAUUCAACAUGAAGAAGGAGUUCGAGGAGGGUCGUUUUACAGAGGGCGGCGAGACAUAUGUUGAGAACGAGAAGGAUCCUCACGAGCAACACGACCAUUGGCUGGACGGGGCCGACAAGGACGCCAUUAAGAAGGCGCGCCGGGCGCACCGCGAGCGUGAGCGGAUCGAGCGGGAACGCGAGGCGCGCGAGGCCGAGCUCGCUUCCGGGGAGGGCAGUGAGGAACGGGAGCACCGGCUUAUGCGCGAUGCCGUCGAGCUCAUGGAGCGUGGUGAGACAGUGCUUGAGGCGCUGCAGCGGCUGGGAGCCGAAGCCGAGGCCAGGCGCCGCAAGGAGGAGGGAGGGCAGAAGAAGAAGUCGUGGGCGGAGCGCCAGCGCGAACGCAAGGCCUCGAUGGCCAUUGACACCUCCAGGGAUCCGGAGCACGGCUCGCCAUUUGGCCGCCUCACUGCAAUCGUGUCCGGUCUUCAAGCCAUCGGGCAGCUGGACGUGUACUCACUCUCACGAGAGGCCAUCCAGCGCAUGCUCCCACGUGACGAGACCGCGCCUGCCGCACCUGCAAGACCGCCUCCAGACAAUCGUGCUUUUCAGUACCGCUUCUCACUUGCCUACCUGCGCACCCUGCCGGAGGAGCAGCGACCAGUCGAGCGCGAGGUGUUUGGCCCAUUCAGCCAACUCCAGCUGCGCGGGUGGAAGGCUACUGGGUUCUUCGGGCCCAAUUGCGAGAACAUCGAGGUGCGCGUCGUCAACCCCUCCGAGGAGCAGCCAUGGGGCACGUGGGACGCGGUCGUCGAGAAGAAGUAA
Messenger RNA from Cutaneotrichosporon oleaginosum, 1320 nucleotides. RefSeq lists its product as uncharacterized. NCBI's taxonomy places the organism in Eukaryota, Fungi, Basidiomycota, Tremellomycetes, Trichosporonales, Trichosporonaceae. The record is from RefSeq and is a predicted model, not a curated record. Gene Ontology annotation, cellular component: U5 snRNP.